Molecule: messenger RNA, 2796 nt
Organism: Apis cerana (Asiatic honeybee)
Lineage: Eukaryota; Metazoa; Arthropoda; Insecta; Hymenoptera; Apidae
Product: lipase maturation factor 2
Biological process (GO): protein maturation
Cellular component (GO): endoplasmic reticulum membrane
Source: RefSeq, a predicted model, not a curated record
AUUAAAACUCUACAAUAUUACAUAGUAUAUAAAUUAUUUUUCUCCAUUUAGUGAUUCAUGUGCAGACAUAUAUAUUGUACUCUAUUCUAUUUUUAAGCAGAUCAAAAGUGGAAAAAGUUCCUUAAAUUUAGAUAUAUUAUAGAUUCAUAACAAAUGGGAAAUUGGCAAAUGGAGGUUGGAAGAAUGGUGUCAUAUAUAUUAUUUCCCAUUGGAGUUUAUUAUUAUUUUAAUCAAACAGAAAAUAUUGAAGAAUGGAUAAAGACUGAAAAGAAAAAGUUUCAAAAUUUAGAUAACAUACAACAUAUAGAAUUUAUGAAUUUUAUUGAGGAAUUUAAUAAAAAGCAACAAUUAAAAAGAAUUAUAGAAAUGGAAGUGCAAUAUAAUGAAGUGAAAUAAAUUAAUUAUGUUUUAGAAUUAUAUGAUCUGGAAUUUUUGCUUAUAAAUGAAAACAUGAAGUACAUUAUGUAAAUAGAUAAUCUUUGCCAACUAUGUGAUAUAAAAUAAAAUCAUGUAACAUUUAGAAAGAAACAAUCACAACUUGAUAAUUGCAUGAACAUUAUAUUAUAUAGUUACGAAUAAAGGUUACGAAUUUAGUUAACUUUUGAUCUUCUUAAGCAUCACAUAUUCGAAUAUAUUCUAAUCUUUUAAAAUAUAGUAAAAAAAGUAUAACAAUUUACGAUGGUUCAAGUACGAUAUACUCGUAAUUUAUUUUUACGGGGAAUAUGUGUUAUAUAUCUUUUUGCGUUUCUUAGUUUUUAUAUUCAAAUUCCAGGAUUAUAUGGUGAUAAUGGAAUUCUACCAGCUAGAACUCAAUUAGAUUUGAAAGGUCGCACACCCUUAUUUCAAAAAUUAAGACAGAAACCAACAUUAUUGUGGUUUGCUCCUUAUUUUGGAUUGAACAUAGAAUACAUGCUAGAUAUAUUAUCACUUAUAGGAAUUGCUCUUUCUUUUGUAGGAUUUAUCUCACAGAAAUUUUGUAUUGCAUUUGUAUUUGCAUUACUUUGGUUAUUAUAUUAUUCUCUAUAUCAAAUUGGUCAAACAUUUAUGUGGUUUCAAUGGGAUGUACUUUUAUUAGAAGCAGGAUUUUUAUGUAUAUUAGUAGCACCAUUUUGUUAUUCUCAACGUGGAAAAAUAAGCACACCAAGCGAUGUUAUAACUUUUUGGACUGUACGCUGGUUACUUUUUCGUUUAAUGUUUUCUAGUGGAGUAGUAAAACUUACUUCUGGUUGUCCCAUUUGGUGGAAAUUAGAUGCUUUGAAUAUACAUUUUGAAUCGCAGUGUAUACCUACUCCAUUAGCAUGGUAUGCACAUCAUAUGCCAGCAUGGUUUUUACGUUUUACUACUGUGAUUGUCAAUAUUAUUGAACUUGUCAUUCCAUUUUUGUUCUUCUUUCCAAACAGAAAAGUGAGAAUAAUAGCAUUUUAUGCACAGGUAUUUCUUCAAAUACAAAUUAUAGCUACAGGGAACUAUAAUUUUUUCAACUUCUUAACUAUAUGUUUAUGCAUCUCUUUACUUGAUGAUCAUUUUUUCUAUAAAAGAAAAUCUAAAAAUGAUUCUUAUAAUAUUAUAAAAUAUUUCUCUACAAUAUUAUGUAUUUUAGUUUAUGGAGGAAUUUUUUAUGCAACAUAUAUAUAUUAUAAUCUUAGAUUAUCUGAUAAUUGGACUAUUCAAAGUAAUAUUGCAUUUACUCAAGAUCAAUUUGAUUAUAUAUUAUCACGUGCAAUACCACUUUCCAUUCAUAUUGGUGUAGUAUCCCUUGCAUUUACAAUAGCAAAUGCAAUAGUUGUUUCUUUACUAACUAUUAAAGGAAUACAAAAUAAAAUCUUUGCAACAUUCGUUACGAUUUUUUAUACAGCAGCAGUUUGUUUUGUUUUUGCUAUAAGUAUUGUACCUUAUGCUACUUUACAUCAUACAUAUAAUUCAACAAUACCAAUUCAAUUAAGACAGAUGCAAGGAAAAGUAGAAUAUCUUCAUUUGGUAAAUAGUUAUGGAUUAUUCAGACGCAUGACUGGAGUAGAAGGUAGAUUGGAAGUUAUCAUCGAAGGAAGUAAUAAUAUUGAUGGUCCAUGGAAAGAAUAUGAAUUUUUAUACAAACCAGGAAAUGUUAAUAAUUCAUUACCAUUUGUUGCUCCUCAUCAACCGCGACUUGAUUGGCAAAUGUGGUUUGCUGCAUUAGGUACAUAUCAUCAAAAUCCAUGGUUAAUGUCGUUAGCAUAUCGUCUUUUGAAAGGUCAACCAGAGAUAUUGGCUCUAAUGAAUAAUGUAGAAAAUCCAUUUCCUGAAAAACCACCUAGAUAUAUCAAAGCAAGUCUUUAUCGUUAUCAUUAUACUCCAUGGAGUCAAUCAUGGAAUAAACAAGCAUGGUGGACAAGAGAAAAAAUCGGAGAAUAUUUUCCAAUAUUUAGUCAUGAUCAUCCACCACUCAUUGAAUAUUUAUCAAAAAUGAAAAUUAUUCAAGAUAAGCCAGUUUACAAAGCAAUAAAUGAACCGCUAAAAUUACUCCUUGAUAGUAUUAGAUCUUUAGUUCACAAAAUUGAAGCUAGUCUUUUUUUGUGGGGAGUUUUUACAGCAGGUUGUACAAUUAUUGUAACAAGCUAUAAUAAUUCAGUUUUAAAGAAAAAAUAAUUAUUCGUUUCAUUUUUUAACAUUCUCAGUGAAAAAUAUUCAUAAUCAACAACUACAUUUAAAAAGAUGUGCUUGUGUAUAAAUGUAAUCAAGUUUGAUUGUAUCGUGCAUAUAAAUUAUUUCUUAAAUUAUGCAUAUAGUACAUUUUUACAAAUACACUUUUUUACUCUA